Lodderomyces parapsilosis is the source of this 1149-nucleotide messenger RNA. RefSeq names its product diphosphomevalonate decarboxylase (gene MVD). Gene Ontology annotation, molecular function: ATP binding; diphosphomevalonate decarboxylase activity. The coding region runs from base 1 to 1149 and encodes 382 amino acids. The transcript has 2 exons. Gene Ontology annotation, cellular component: cytosol. The record is from RefSeq and is a predicted model, not a curated record. Gene Ontology annotation, biological process: isoprenoid biosynthetic process; isopentenyl diphosphate biosynthetic process, mevalonate pathway. NCBI's taxonomy places the organism in Eukaryota, Fungi, Ascomycota, Pichiomycetes, Serinales, Debaryomycetaceae.
AUGAUCUAUCAAGCAUCAGUGACUGCUCCGGUCAACAUUGCCACACUUAAAUAUUGGGGCAAACGGGACAAACACCUAAACUUACCCACCAACUCAUCAAUUUCUGUAACUUUAUCACAAAAUGAUUUACGUACUUUAACUACGGCAUCAACAUCGCCUGAUUUUACCAGUGACAAAUUAUGGCUCAAUGGUAAGUUGGAAUCCUUGGAUACACCACGAACUCAAGCAUGUCUCGCUGAUUUACGACAAUUGCGGGCCGAAUUAGAAGCAAAAGAUGACACCUUACCUCCAAUGUCCACUUACAAACUACACAUUGUUUCCGAAAAUAAUUUCCCCACUGCUGCCGGGUUAGCUUCUUCCGCGGCUGGAUUCGCAGCAUUGAUUAGUGCCAUUGCUAAAUUAUACCAGUUGCCUACCUCACCAUCCGAAUUGAGUAAAAUUGCCCGUAAAGGGUCAGGAUCAGCGUGCCGGUCUCUUUUUGGUGGGUUUGUUGCCUGGGAAAUGGGCCAACAUCCUAAUGGAUGCGAUUCACAAGCGGUUGAAAUUGCACCCUUGCAACAUUGGCCAAGUUUGAAAGCGGCCAUAUUGGUGGUUUCUGAUGAUAAAAAGGAUACACCAAGUACAUCAGGGAUGCAAUUAACGGUGGCCACGUCGGAGUUGUUUCAAUGGAGAGUGGAUCAUGUGGUCCCUGCGAGAUUUGAAGCUAUGAAACAAGCAAUCUUGAAUAAAGAUUUUACCAAGUUUGCCCAUUUAACAAUGCAGGAUUCAAAUCAAUUUCAUGCUGUUUGUUUGGAUUCUUAUCCACCGAUUUUCUAUUUAAAUGAUACGAGUAAACGCAUUAUCAAAUUGAUUGAGAAAUUGAAUGCUGAUGAGGCAAAUAACGAUGGGGAUGUCAUUGCUGCAUAUACUUUUGAUGCAGGUCCAAAUGCUGUUGUAUAUUAUGAUGAAGCUAAUGAAGAAAAAGUGUUGCUGGCUUUGUAUAGGCAUUUUGGUCAUGUUGAUGGGUGGAAUAAGAAAUCCUAUCAACAAGAGAAGGACCAACAAUGGGUUGGUGUAUCGAGAGUUAUUUUGACUUCGAUUGGGGAAGGUCCUCAAGUGACUUCUGAAUCAUUGAUUAAUGAAAAAGGGUUACCAAAGAGUACAGAGUGA